Molecule: messenger RNA, 2983 nt
Organism: Eptesicus fuscus (big brown bat)
Lineage: Eukaryota; Metazoa; Chordata; Mammalia; Chiroptera; Vespertilionidae
Gene: ZNF662
Product: zinc finger protein 662
Exons: 5
Coding region: 1-1383 (460 amino acids)
Biological process (GO): regulation of transcription by RNA polymerase II
Molecular function (GO): RNA polymerase II cis-regulatory region sequence-specific DNA binding; DNA-binding transcription factor activity
Source: RefSeq, a predicted model, not a curated record
AUGGUUCCUCCACCCCUUGUCCCCAGUUUGGAAACUGAUGGGGAUCUUCCAAAGAGGACCAGGCGCUGCUGCUCUCCUCCUGUGCACGGGGUGUACAUCCCCAGGCAGGGCUCAGUGACCUUUGAAGACGUGGCUGUCUACUUCUCUGAGAACGAAUGGACCUGCCUGACCUGCACUCAGAGGGCCCUGUACAGGGACGUGAUGCUGGAGAAUUAUGGGGCUGUGGCUUCCCUGGCAUUUCCAUUUCCCAGACCGGCUCUGAUUUCCCAGCUGGAGCGAGGGGAAGCCCCCUGGUGCUCGGCUCCCCAGGGAGCUCUGGAUGGAGAGGGCUCAAAGGGCAUGUGCUCAGAGGGUGUGUUGAAGAGUGAUGAGAAAGAAGAUUUUAUUCUGAAGGAGGAAAUUUUUGAGGAGCCACAGGACCACAUGGUACCAUCAAGAGGACCCCCGUGGUGUGGGUCCCGGAGAUUCUGGUUUGGAAAAACCUGUAAAGAGGAGAAAUGCAGGUUAGGAAGAUGGUGUGACUACCCCAAUGGGGGAAGUGUGGAGAACAUUACAAAUGAUAUCAUGGAAGUGAUUGCCAAAGAUGAAAUGAUCUCAGUAGAAGAGAGUUCAGAAAAUACUGAUGUUAACACCCACCUGGUUAUACAUCAGAAAAUUCUAAGUGAGCAGGUAUUCUGUAUCUGUGAAGAAUGUGGCAAGUGUUUUGAUCAAACUGAAGACUUGUAUCAACAUCGGAGAAUUCACAAUGGAGAGAAGGUCUAUGGAUGUAAGGAAUGUGGGAAGACUUUCAGUUUUAGAUCACAUUGCAUUGCACAUCAGAUAAUUCAUACAGGUGUAAAACCCUAUGUAUGUCAAAAAUGUGCUAAAGCCUUCAUUUGGAAGUCAAAACUGAUUCGGCACCAGAUAAUACACACAGGAGAGAAACCCUUUGAAUGUAAGGAAUGUGGGAAGGGUUUUAGUCAGAAUGCAAGCCUUCUACAGCAUCAGCGAAUCCACACCGGGGAGAAACCAUAUACAUGUAAGGAGUGUGGGAAAAGCUUUAUUCGGAACCCAGCCCUUCUUCGACAUCAGCGAAUCCACACUGGGGAGAAGCCUUAUGAAUGUAAGGACUGUGGGAAAGGCUUCACGUGGAACUCAGAUCGUGCUCAGCACCAGAAGAUCCACACUGGAGAGAAGCCUCAUGAAUGUACUGACUGUGGGAAAAGCUUCAUUUGCAAGGCAAACCUUAUCCGACAUCAGAGAAUCCAUACUGGGGAAAGACCCUAUAAAUGUAAUGACUGUGGGAAGGCCUUCAAUCAGAAAUCUGUUUUGAUUAAGCACCAGAGGUGCCAUGCUAGAGAAAAAACCUAUAACUGUCAGACCUCCCACCUUCUGGAACAUUAGAGAAUACAUAGUGGUGAUACUUGUUUAUGAUAUUCAUGAUACAGGAACCCCAGAGACAAAAUGAGAUGACUGUUCACAUUUGCUAUGGCUCUAAUAGCCAGUAUUACCUUUCUCCUCCUGAACAGAUAACCUGUACUCUAGCAAGAUUGGUCCCCCUGUUCAACCAUGUUCAUAUUAGGCAACAUUUAGUUGAGCACUUACUCUGUGCUAACCACUAUACAUACAUCCUCUAAUUUUUCUCAAUCUGAUUAAGGUAGAUAUUCAUCCCCAUUUUAUAAAUGAGAAAUCUGAGGUUGAAAGGUUAUAAAACUCAUUUAAGGUUGCUUAGCCUGUGAGGGCAAGAAGGAAGAGAGCAGAGUCAAGAAAACAGAGAAAUGAAGCUGUAUCACUAAUGACAGUAUUAAAAUUGUAUUAUUUUAUGUUAGGGGCAGUGAUUUUUUUCCCCUGAAACUACAUUGUUCUAAAAUGAAUAUUAUUUAUGCAAACCACCCUGGUAUAGCUUCUUUUGAUUUUGCCUUAGCAUACCUACCCCACCAACAAUGUAUCUUGUGAUGAUGCAAUUUCUUGUUAGUAGGAAAUGAGAUCCUAACCCCCUGCUCUUCCAUAUUUAAGUCUUUGGGGCGUGAUCAGAGGAGCUCCUAUAAAGGUCCCAGGUUAUGCAUACCAUCCAGAACUUGAGAUAAAAUAACCUUGAAAAGAUGUGACUUAAGUUGCACACAAGGACCUUGUGGAUCCCGGGGGAAGUGUUGGUCUCAAUAGGAUAUGGCUGAGGUCAGGAUGCUUCCUCUGGACCCAGCCUUCUUGGUAGAGUGGUUGUUUUGUGGAAAACAACGGUUGAGCAUGAAUGUGAGGUAAAGAGAGCUGUAACUUUGAGCUCCAUGUGGGGCAUCACAGUGGCCGGGUAGGAACUAAACAAAUGAGGACAUCAACAGUGGCGGACAAGUGAAGUUCCCUGAACCGGCCAGGACAGGCUGAGAAAGAAAUGCAUGGGGCAGUGUGGUAGGCUUCUAGCUGGGGCCUGGACUCACUUCUCCCUGCUCCUGACCUUCCCUCAUUCGUGGUGGCUCUCUCUACGAAGGACCAAAAAGCACUGCCUUUCUGACAUCCUGGGGGUCUUCUGGAUAUAGAAUAAGAUCGCCACUCGGUUCCUCGACUUCCAUUUACUCAGCAAACAUUUCGGAGGCUCCUCUGCCCUGCGGCCUCCACCCCGUCCAGGGUAGCCCCUCAGCCCAGUUCAGAUCCCCCUCCAGGCUCCAGAUUGCUCUUCCAGGCCCCGCAGGGAAAGGCCCACCCGCAGGUGGAAAAUACGUCCCGCGGGGGCUGGGCCUGUCUCUUCCCGGAAGUGGCUUCCGCCUCCAAGGGGAGGGACUCCUUAGGCGGGCUCCGCAGCUACGGGGACGAAAGCUCCGCUUCUAGCUCCCGCCGCAGACUCCGCCUCCUUCCGGAGGAGGUCGGCGGUGCGGGGAGCCGGACCCGGGCUCGGAACCCGGGGGCUGGGGAGGAGAUGGGAUUUAUCUCGCCCGCCCUCCGGUCUCCGAAGGCUUGUCUCGCGGAACUAGGAGGAACCACCGAGAUGUGGGGUCCUCCAAAAUUACUAGAG